Egretta garzetta (little egret) is the source of this 1395-nucleotide messenger RNA. It is a transcript of the gene GJA3, whose product is annotated as gap junction protein alpha 3. The record is from RefSeq and is a predicted model, not a curated record. Gene Ontology annotation, cellular component: connexin complex. NCBI's taxonomy places the organism in Eukaryota, Metazoa, Chordata, Aves, Pelecaniformes, Ardeidae. Gene Ontology annotation, biological process: cell communication.
AUGGGUGACUGGAGCUUUCUGGGGAGACUGUUAGAGAAUGCGCAGGAGCACUCCACGGUUAUUGGGAAGGUUUGGCUGACGGUACUGUUUAUCUUCAGGAUACUGGUGCUGGGGGCUGCUGCUGAGGAGGUCUGGGGAGACGAGCAGUCAGACUUUACAUGCAACACGCAGCAACCUGGUUGUGAAAAUGUUUGCUAUGACAAAGCCUUCCCCAUUUCUCACAUCCGCUUCUGGGUGCUGCAGAUCAUUUUCGUCUCCACUCCAACCCUCAUCUACUUGGGCCAUGUGCUGCACAUUGUACGCAUGGAGGAGAAGAGGAAAGAGAAAGAAGAGUUGAAAAAGAAGGGAAGUGUCAAAGACAGCAACUACCCAGGAGCAAUAGCGUCUGGCAGUGGUGGUGGAGGAGGCAGCAAUAACAUCAAGGAUCCUCUUGGCAAAAAGGGGAAGGAGAGGCUCCCGAUCCGUGAUGAACGUGGUAGAAUCCGCAUGGGGGGUGCCCUGCUCCGUACCUAUGUCUUCAACAUAAUUUUCAAGACACUGUUUGAGGUGGGCUUCAUUGUGGGCCAGUACUUCCUAUAUGGCUUCGAGCUAAAGCCAGUCUACCAGUGCAGCCGCUCACCUUGCCCACACACUGUGGACUGCUUCAUCUCAAGGCCCACUGAGAAGACCAUCUUCAUCAUCUUCAUGUUGGUGGUGGCCUCUGUCUCCCUGCUGCUGAACAUGCUUGAGAUCUAUCUUGGGGAGCCCAACCCAGUUCCCCGGCCCCCCCCAGCCCCACCCGUGGUGGUAACGACUGCUGCGCCCCCCCCUGUUCUGCCUGACACCCGUGCUGUCACACCGCUGCUGGCCCCAGUGACCAUGGCACCGUACUACGCUGCGGCUGCUCCAAGACCACGGCCCCCCUCCAACGCGGCCUCUAUGGCCAGCUACCCCAUCUCCUCUCCUGUCCCCAUCCCAACCCCCAUCCCCACACCCACGCCAGCCGUCAUCAACUACUUCAACAGCAACAGCCGUGCCCUGGCGGCUGAGCAGAACUGGGUCAACAUGGCAGCUGAGCAGCAGGGGAAGGUGCCCUCCAGCUCGGCAGGCUCCUCUACCCCCAGCAGUGUCCGGCAUCCCCUUCCCGAGCAGGAAGAGCCGCUGGAGCAGCUACUCCCACCCCCAGCUGGGCCGCCCAUUGCCACAGCCAACAGCGGCAGCAGCACCAGCUUGAGUGGGGCAAGCGGCAGCAAGUGGGAUGUGGAAGGUGAGGAGCCGUCAGAGGAACGGCCCAUCUCAGCUGCCUGCACCACCGUGGAGAUGCAUGAGCCACCGCUGCUCGUAGACACACGGCGCUUGAGCAGGGCCAGUAAGUCAAGCAGCUGCAGAGCCAGGUCAGACGACCUGGCCGUGUAG